This is a messenger RNA of Panonychus citri (citrus red mite), 1545 nucleotides long. RefSeq lists its product as uncharacterized. The record is from RefSeq and is a predicted model, not a curated record. Gene Ontology annotation, molecular function: DNA-binding transcription factor activity, RNA polymerase II-specific; RNA polymerase II cis-regulatory region sequence-specific DNA binding. NCBI's taxonomy places the organism in Eukaryota, Metazoa, Arthropoda, Arachnida, Trombidiformes, Tetranychidae. Bases 1 to 1530 code for a protein of 509 amino acids. The transcript has 3 exons. Gene Ontology annotation, biological process: regulation of transcription by RNA polymerase II; chromatin remodeling.
AUGGAUUACUUAGAUUGUGCUUGUUUCACAGGACGAACAAGUAUUCCAAUUAGAUGUAUUGUUGAAAGGGUUAGUCCAUUGGUUAGUAAUAAUCUCACCUCACCAUCUUCACCAACAUCACCACCAACAAAUGUCUCUUCAAAUUCAACUACACCACCAGUGACAAUAACAACAACACCAACCUCACUUUUACCACUUUCAUCUUCAUCUUUACUUUCACCUACAAGUAAUUUGACAACAACAACAACAUACUACAACUACUACAACCACCUCUCCAUCAUCAUCAUCAACCUUACCUGUUUACCAAUAUUUCCAAUAAAUUGUGGUGGAUCAUCGAUUGGAUCAACUUCUUGUAAUCCUAAUGCUAAUUUAACUACACACGAAUUAAUAUCGGAUGGUACAACAAUCGAUUCUAAAACUGAUCCAUUGGCAAUAACAUCAUCAUCAUCAUCUUCAUCAUUAUCAUCUGUUACACAAUCAGUAAAUUGUUUCAAUACGAUAAACAAGACAUUGUCACCAAGUCUAAUAUCAAAAGAAAAUUUAAUUACACCAACAACAUCAUCAUCAUUAUCAUCUGCUGGUGAUAAAAACUCAGGUGAAGGAGGUUGCACUGUAGGGAGUGAAAGUGUUGCUGAAUUAAAAUCAGUUAAUUCAACCAGCACCAGUAAUUGUAAUAAUAUUGUUGAUGAAAAUAUUGAUGUUAAUCCUGCCAAUUUAACCAAUAGUAAUAAUAAUUGUAAUCUUGAUGAGAAUAAUAUUAAUAACAACAACAGCAACAGCAACAACAACAACAACACCAGUGGUAGUGUCAAUGUUACCGGUAAUAUAACAUCAAAUGGUGAUUCUUGUGUUAAUCUUACAAUAGGAGAGAAAUCAAUCAAUAAUAAUACCAGAAGUCCUGAUAAUAAUAACACAAGUAACAGCCCGAACAAUCAACGACAAUUAAACAUUUCCCCGUUACAAGAUUUAAGUAAUAAAAUCAAUAGUGAAUCAAUUUCUGUUGGACAAUUAUCACCAACAUCAACACUUCGUAAUCUAUUUGGACUAAACAAUAAUCCAUUCCAGUUGAAUCAUUUAAAUCUCAAUCAAUCACCUCUUAAUUAUCUCAAUCAUAACAACCAUCAUCAUCAUCAUCAUCAUCAUCUUCACCAUCAUUCAAACCUUUUAUCCACAAAUUUUGAACAUUCCUCGACUUUAAAUCAACAACAACAAUCAAACGGAGAUUCAUCACCAGGUAAUUCUGGUUCAUCAAGAACUUUUCCAGCCUCAAUAUCUCCAUCGGGUGUUGUUGAACAAGAUUCUUUUGCAAUAAUUACUUCGGGAAUAUUAUUUUCCAAUUUAGUGAAAACUGCCCUUCUACAUUUAGGAUAUUCAACAUCCGAAAUCACUGGGGCCAAAGGAUUUAUCCAAUUGAGGAACUGGAAACCAUUAACACUGGACCAAAUAACUGAUUCAGUUGAUGCCACUGUGGGCGACAUAAUGGGAGAUAUUAGUUCAAUUGCGAGUCUAAGAAUCAUUUUGUCCAAGUAAGUGUCGCACAAAAUG